UGGGGAUGAACGCACUUUUCUUAUUCCCCCAAACUCUGGGGAGUCUCCUCAAAGGCUGAUUCCAUCUUCGAUCCCUUUACCAUGGCCGAAGAAAACGAGCAGCGUGAUCCUAUCGGAGCCAUCUUAGUGAAGGUUCAAGAAGAUCUUCAUCAACUAAAGAGAGAGAUAACACACCUUCCAGGGGAUGGAAAAGAUCUUGUUGACAUGCAGGCUCUUGAAACAGCAAUUGAAAGAACCAAGAUGGGGAUAAGAAUACAUGUUGAGAGCUAUUUAAGUACUGUAAAUCAACAUGUGUUAACGGCACCUAUUGAAGAAGAAGAAACAAUUCUUAAAAAGACUACUAAACGGUGGCGCCCAACUGGUGAUAUUCCUCUGAAGCCAUUUCUGUUUCCACAAGAAACUAUAGGUAAAACAUGGCCAAGUAAAAUACAGAGAAGAACUGGUCCAUUCAUUCAAGCAAGUACAAAGAUAAAGGCAGGGCUGCAUUUUAAAGUCAUGCAUGAUCCUGAACAUGCCGACCACAGAGCUGCUUUAAAUAAGACCUAUGGAAUCAGUUUGCCAUUUAUUAAUAAGAGAAAACCAAGACAUGUACAGUUUCAGAAGAUAGUAAAAGGAACUACUGUUGAAACCCUCACUGUUUUGCCAUCUCACCAUAGGACUUCUUACUUCACCCCUCUACCUAUCCUUGAAAAAGAUGCAAAGAAAGGUAUUUUGAGUAUGAUUCAACGAGGACUGAUCCCACCAGCAGCAAAGAUUACUCUUGAACAACCACCUGUUGCACCAAAAAGUAUUUUCUUUCCUCCUUUUAAACAACCUAAGGCAAAAAGUGAAGAUACAGGAAAAUUUGAAAUUGAUUCGCCAGUGGUUGAAGUAGAUGCAAUUCAACUCCCCAGAUCCAAAGAUACUCCACUGAGUAGUAUUCUAGAGACCAGACAUGGAACUCCACCUUCAUCCAGAAUCUCUUUCCCAACAGCUAUGAAAAAACAUCCGAUAACAACAAAACAGAAAAUGGUCCCUCGAACUAAACCUAAAAUCAUGAUUCCCAAAGUGACACCCACUUCGCUAACUUCACAAAGCCUUAUGGAUUAUGAUUUUUUUAUUUACAAUGGCAAGAUAGAUCAGAAUGCUUCAGACUUCAUAGCCUUCAAGGAACAUUUUUGUUUAUCUUGGGGAAAUAUCUUUUCUCUCUUAGAAUGCAUUGAAAAGUUUCUUAAGGACUAUGCAAUACCAGAAGUCAAGAUAAAAGGGAAAUAUUUGAUAGCACUUCUUCCUGACUUUGAACUUAAUACCAGGCCUUCUAAAAUCGACCUCUUAUCAGUGUUAGAGAAUCCAUCUAAUAUCCUCAAAUUAAUUAGCCAGCCAGGCCGGAGAUACAGAGGGCAAAGGGGAAUCGAGGAAGCUAUCAUCAAGAUCCAAUCAACAUGGCGAUGCUAUCGGGCCAAAAAAGCCUAUUUUAUUUUCCGGCGACAGAAGUGGGCUGCAGGUGUGAUUGCCAUCAACUGGCUUUUGCACGGUCACAGGGCCCGAUUGAAAAAGAUCCUGAAGGAGAAACGUUUAAAACAACUGGAGAAUUUCCACAUUCGAGCCAAGCAUCUGGCAGCCAACUGGAAUCGCAUCAGGACCUCCAGGAGGACUAUUAUCCAUAUCCCAUCAUUAGGAUUCUCCUACUCUGUACGGUCAAGUAUCGUUGAUUUCAAUACGCAACAGAACUUGCAGCUGGGAAGACUGUGUGACAUACUAGAUGCCAAUGUGGAUGUCAUCUACAUCUGCCCCCUUCAAAUGCCUGAAGAAUUGAUGAAGUAUUACAAUAAGUUCCUGGGUCUACAGACAGCUGUCAUAUCUGGGGACCCUGAGGACAUAAGUGACCUGACGGACAGGUUCAGAAUUCUCUGCCCUGAAGCUAUAGACUUCUUCCCUAGACAUCAUAUGUGCCUGGCCACUCAUCUCAAGUACAGUCCCCAGACAAUCAAAAGAAUAAAAAACCUCAUCCAAGGAAAAGACGCAUACAUUGUUAGCGGGCUUAUCAACAAAGAUGAUUUAGCUGUGGCCGACAUGUUAAAUGUGCCUAUUCUAGGCUCAGAGCCCGAAGUGGCUCAAAUCUAUAGUACCAAGUCUGGAAGUAAACGGAUCUUUGCCAGCGCCUGUGUACCAGUCCCUCCUGGGGUUUAUGAUGUCUAUAAUUUCCGACAAAUGGUGGAAAGCCUAAGUCAACUCAUCGUUGAUAAUCUGGAUGUGCAACGUUGGAUUUUUAAAGUGGACAGUGACUUUAAAGGCAAUGGAACUGCAUUUUGUGACAUCCUUUCCCACCUAAAUUGCUAUAGUUGGGUCUUACGGGAAAGUCACAAACAUGGUGUCAACGACUGGAGUAAGAAAUGGGCACACGAGCCAGCUAUGGAGAAGAUCUCCGAGGAGCUGGCGGGCAUUUUAGCACAGCACGCACAGGCAGUCAAUGAGAAACGAUUCCCUACAUGGGAAAAAUUCCUCCAUACAUUUCUCAGACAAGGUGGUGUGAUUGAGGCAUUUCCACCCUCUGAAAAUGUGACCAAUUUGACCGUGGAUAUGCUGAUAGAGCCAUCAGGAGAAAUAAAGAUGCUUUCAACAGGGGACCAGCUCCAUGCAGAUGGCCCUUUACGCUACUCUGGCAUCAGCAUGCCACAGUCGUCCAUUGAACCAGAGGUUCUCAACUCAUUGUGUUUUCAAGUAGGAUAUGCCUGUAAAAAUAGAGGCAUUGUUGGUUAUUUAUCCAUUGACCUGGUGACCUUUAUACAUCCAGAUACCUUGGAACAACAGGUAUGGGCAACAGACCUUGAAGUUUUUUAUAGUGACCAGCUUUCCUUGGCACAGUUCGUCUUGUAUAUGACCAGAGGAAAUUUGGAUUUCAGUUCUAGUGUCUUAGAAGUGGCACCCUCUAUAAAGAAACUUAAUAAGUCCAUCAGAGAGAUGAAGGCAGAACCACUUGCUACAUCCAUUCGCUAUGCAGUAGUAUCCAGCCAGCUGACACACAGCAACCUCUCCCUAAUCUUCCACAGUGUUUUCCUCCAGAUGUGUAAGGCCCAUGGCAUUGCAUACGAUGUUGAGGAAAAACAAGGAACAACGUUCGUACUUUUUGAAUCUCAGAGGAGGAAUAGAUUGGGCAUGUUAACAAUCGGAGAGGAUCUCCAGGGGGUCCUCAUGACCUUUGCUCACAAUCUCUUCAUCAUCCAUCAAGAAAUAUCAUCACCUAAUAUGCAAGGCGAGACCAAUUUUAAGAGGUUAAUUGAUGAUAUUGAGACAGUCCUGGGAGUUACAACAGAAAACAAAAUGAGAUUUAAAGAGCAAGCUACCAUCAUUAAGGAUACAUUUUUCUAAGGAUUGUAGUUCAUUGAUAUUAACAAACUAUCAUGUCUGGUACCCAUUUGGAAAAAUAACAGUUUUCUCACUGAUGAGGAGAAAGAGAAAGAACUUUUUAUUUGUCUUCUAGCCAUCAAAUAAAACUUGGUAGAGUGAUAAAUUAGAAUGAUACCUGUAUUAUUUGCUAUUAAGGAAUCUUCAUUUAUCUCUUAAAUUAUACUAUAAUUCUAUAUUUAAGUUUUUAAUGCACUUGACUUGUUUUAGCCAAACAAAAGAAAAAAAUCUUUUGGUUCAAAAAGAUCAUUUCUUUGUUUAAUAUUAUGUCUUUACAUAUAUCAGGCUUAAGAAUCUUCUAUUUUUCAAACUUCAUAGGUGGGCAUUUUGUGGCGGGGGGGGGGAUUUGUAGAGCUUUUUUUUUUUUUGGUUAUUCCUGAGAGGAAUUUGUCUACUAUAUUUUUUUUCUAAUGAGCAAUUUUUUAGACUAAUAAUCAUUGUCAUCUUUCAAAACCUGAAUGUUUUUAAUUGUUACUAUUUUUAAAAUUCAUUUUACUUUUACUGAAUUUUCUUUACACCAAGUCAGUUUUUUGGGUCAUUUCCAAAUAUUCAAGUCCUAGCAGUCUACCAUCAGACUAUAACUAAAGCUACAGAAUUUAUCUAGGUGGCAGCAUGUACUCUUAUUUUAAGCCACAGAAUAACCCUAACCGGAUCAAUUGAAUGAACAGUCUUAUUCUCCAGGACUUGUUUACUGCAGUCAUAGAAUUUUCACUAGUAAUGGAACAAUGCACAUAUUUGCUAUAUGUUUUAAAAGACAAUUGUCAGAAAUAUGCCAAACAUAAGCUGUAGUAUUUGUUUCAGUGCACUAAUAAAAUGUUGCUAUAUGAUCCAGUGUUGUAAAAGAUUGGAGAAAAAAAAGCCAAGUCAAAAUGUCAACGUUAUGUCGAUUUCUGUUUUAAAUAAACAUUCUCUUCCUAUUUAAAAAA
Messenger RNA from Monodelphis domestica (gray short-tailed opossum), 4310 nucleotides. RefSeq names its product IQ motif containing H (gene IQCH). Gene Ontology annotation, molecular function: protein binding. NCBI's taxonomy places the organism in Eukaryota, Metazoa, Chordata, Mammalia, Didelphimorphia, Didelphidae. The record is from RefSeq and is a predicted model, not a curated record.